Molecule: messenger RNA, 1231 nt
Organism: Cryptococcus deneoformans JEC21
Lineage: Eukaryota; Fungi; Basidiomycota; Tremellomycetes; Tremellales; Cryptococcaceae
Exons: 2
Coding region: 138-869 (243 amino acids)
Biological process (GO): GPI anchor biosynthetic process
Cellular component (GO): endoplasmic reticulum membrane
Source: RefSeq, a predicted model, not a curated record
ACGAGUACUUUACAACAAUUUCUUGAGUCUGUGGCCUCCAGUUAUUCUGGGUCUCUUUUCUGUCGCAUAAGCAACUCCUGUUCAUCGAGGGAAGGAAAUCUGAGCAACUCUUCAAAAACCUUGGGCGGAUUUACUUGAUGUCUCUUCUACCACUCAACAUCACACUGUCCUUCUCCCAACCAUCUUUCCACCCCGUCCUUCAUCUCACAUUCAAUGUGCCUUCAAUUUCAGAUUUACAGGAUGUGUCAAACUCUGCGGUCGAGAAGAAGAAACUCUGCGAGCCUGUAGCCCACUUGGAAAUUACGCUUCCAGAUCCUCUGUUUGUCGAUCCCGAUGAGCUUAGUGGGAAAUGGCCGCUACACUCUUCAUCAGAACCGGCGAUGCAUCAGGCGUCUGGAGAUAACUGGAAAAUCUCUGGUUGGGGGCUAAAUCCUCCUUCAGUGGACAUUGAGCGACCAUCAUUCGGAAAUGCGGCGUUGCACCAUACACUCUACCUAUCGGUUCGACCACAAACAUUCUUCGAAGAAAGCGACGUUAAAGGUGAAGUGGAGGUGGAAGUGCCGCUGCAUGCAAGAUACCUGGCUCCACGUGAUGAAGGGAGAAGAACAGUGUCGUUUCCGGGGGAAGACGAGAGCGAAAUACGCUCCGGAUGGACAUGUGCAUCGGUGUUGACUCAAAGCCACCGGGUACCCACAGUACAUCCUUUGCCUGUAUCACUCACUCUACCCACCGGUCAACAUGCGCAUCAGCCCAUAAUUGAGGUCAUAACACCUCUAGUCAUUUGGCUAGGCUGGGCUUGGAUAGCUUGGAAAUUGUGGAAAUUGAAAUCUCGAGCUCUGGAACGAGAAAGUAAAGCGAAGGUGUUGUAAGAUGUUAAGACUGUACUGCUUAACGUAAACUUCAAUUACGUUUCGACCAUACAUUCUUCUAAUAUCAAUACAUUCGCAGCAACAAUUCAGUACCCCAAGCAGUUUCGAUUAGCACCCCACAUUAUAAAAUUCAAUGUCUUCCACUAGGACGCGAGAUGCUCCGUCCGGCUUUCGAGGCGGUCAAUCGCCCGCCUUCCGGCUGCCUUCUUACCACUCUUGUUCUUGUUGAUAUCCCCAGACCCAGGCCGUCCAGACCGGCAUCGACAGAUUUGUAUGCCGCAAUCUCGUUUUCGAGAGUUUGAACUUUGUCAUUGGCAUUGUUGAGUAGGUGCCUCGUGGUCGCCAGUUCCUAUCAUCCCACG